CCACCACUAUCAACAACGAACCAGAUGGUUAUAAAAAGCCCAUCAUGGAUUUCUGUGAAGUGGAGGUUGACGUGUGUAGCAAUGGUACUUUCGGGGCUGACUGUGACAACUACUGCCACUGUGACAGCGAGGUGUGCGACUACGUGAGCGGAGUCUGUCCUGGUGGCGUCUGUCUACCUGGUUGGGCAACAGAAACGUGUGAGACAGCAUGUGAAUUUGGCCGCUAUGGAGCAAACUGUAGUCACAAUUGCCCAAAUAGGAACUGCAAGGGAGACAACUCUAGCUGUGACCACGUGACAGGGGAGUGUGUUGGAGGCUGUUUGACAGGAUGGAAUGGCACAGACUGUACCCAGAAAUGCUUACAUUCGUAUGGCGACGGCUGUUCCAAACGGUGCUCUGAGAGGAAGUGCAACGAAACCUCGCAAGACAACUGUGAUCACGUGACCGGGGAGUGUGACAGAGGUUGCAUCCCCGGAUGGAAAGACACUGACUGCACAGAAGCCUGUAUCCACGAAGUGGAGUAUGGCAGUGGAUGUGUGGGUAACUGCAGUACCCGGACGUGUGAAGGAGAGAAUGACACCUGUCCCCGGGACACAGGCCGAUGUGAGUCAGGAUGUCAGCCAGGGUGGAAAGGAGAAGACUGCACUCAAGUGUGCAGUUUUGGUACAUUUGGUGUCAACUGUACUGGAGUUUGUGGUCAGUGUCUUGACCUCAACGCCUGUCAUCAUGACAACGGUACCUGUCUGACUGGAUGCAGUGACGGAUGGACUAACCACGCCUGUACAGAGAAGCUUGUUGAAGUACCCCCGACGGAUGCUGGAGUCAUAGCAGGGUCUCUCGCUACCGUCAUUGUUGCGGCAGCCAUUGUAAUUGUGGCUGUGGCCAUCGUCAGGCGAAGACGACGUGAUAAUAAGAAGUCUCAAAACCACUCAAGUAUGGUCCAAAUACAGACAGAGGACAACCAAGAGACGGGAGUGGACAACCCUGUAGCUGUCCUUGGGGAGGAUGAGGGCGAUGUGGAGGAGGACCUCAGUGCCACAUACUACAACAUGGGGAGUGCUCCUGCAGUGACGGUGGUGUCUGUAGAUCAGCUGGGGGAGCGGAUGAAGGAGCUGCAGGUGCCCGCCGGGGGAUUCCAGGCCGAGUAUCAGAAAUUACCCACUGCCUUCACCAAAUCUUACAAGCAUUCUCAGCAACCAGAAAACAAGGGAAAAAACAAAUAUAUUAGUUAUUAUCCUUAUGAUGCCACUCGGGUCCUGUUGAAGGAGCUCCCAGACCAGCCUGGUUCCGACUACAUCAAUGCCAGCUUCAUCGAUGGCUACUCUCGACCCAAGGCGUAUAUAGCAGCCCAAGCCCCCAACAAGAUGACACUGAAUGACUUCUGGAGGAUGAUCUGGGAAUAUAACUGUACAAGAAUCGUCAUUCUAACAAAUCUCAUGGAAAUGGGGAAGGUGAAGUGCCAGGCGUACUGGUCAGAUACAUCGGACAUACGUACAGAUAGCUUCACUGUAGCUGUGACAAACAUCAGCAAGCGGGCACACUGGGUCGUCAGGGAAUUACACGUCACACAGAAAGAGACAAACACAACACGAUGUUUCCACCAUUUCCACUUCACAAUGUGGCCGGACCAUGGAACUCCUGAGGAGACGGCCUUCACUGAGUUUCUGUGGCUGGUCAGGACGUCAUACAACACCAAGGACGACCAUCUACUGGUACACUGCAGUGCUGGGGUCGGCCGGACAGGGACUUACAUCGCCGUGGACUACCUGCUGGACCAGGCUCUGGCUGAAGAUAGGGUGAAUGUGUUUGGUUGUGUCUCGAGGAUGAGAGACCAGAGGAAGGGCAUGGUACAAACCAAGGAGCAGUACAAGUGUGUUUACAUUGCUUUGUAUGAAGCUCUGGAAUAUGGAAACACAGCAAUGGAUGUGGAGGAAUUCAGUGGAAUUAGAAAUGUGAAAAAGGUGUUCUCAAUGGGAUGUAUGACAAUACCAAAGUUUAUACAGAUUCUGAACAGCCAAAGAAAAACACAGCCCAAAGCAGGAACCAGUGUAAAGGGCCGUGUAUGGAUCAAUGGACGUUCAGACGUACUGGCUGUGAUGACACCGUCGCAUCUGUCGAUGAAUGGCUACCUGUUAACGGAGGCUCCAUCCGUCACCACAGCGUCUCUGUUCUGGAAACUCACAGAGGAGCAGGAGUCUUCCACUGUCGUCGUCCUGCCACACUCGCACCAGCGUCUGUCCAGUUUUGUGCCAUCCGAGGGUGACAGUCUGGAUCUGAGUCCCGUCAAUGUCAGAUGUUCCACCGAGAACACCAUCAACCCUGACAUCGUGCUCAGGAAGAUUCACAGGCAGAUAGAGCAUUCUACACCUACACUGGUGCACGUGUACAUUUUGAAAAAGUCGCCACAAGAAUCAUCAGAAACUGUACUAAGCCUCCUGGAUCAAAUCGCCGUUCACUCAAGUGACCACAGUGCAACAAAUCCAGUUACUAUCGUGUACCAAGACCACAGACAGGCGAGCGUCGUGUUGUGCAUCCUAAAUAAUAUUGUCCAAGGUUUGAAGCAUGACAAACGCGCUGAGAUCUACAACAACAUGAGGACUAUGACCCACUGUCUGGACCAGGACAUCACACAGGCUGACGUUGCCCUGUGUUACGACGUCGCAGCAGCGUACCUAGAGUCCCAGACCAUCUACACCAACAUGUGAUGAACUCCCUCUUACCAUUACUGAUGCAUGCAGAACCGAGAAGGUCUUCACUAGGACUGGCUGGAUUUUCACAAUAGAAUAUGUUUUUUUAAUAAUUUGUUAUAAUAUGUGUGCACUAAGAAGUUACGAUUUGUUCUUAGGUAUCAGCUUGUUAUAUUUACUGUUAUGUGAAAUCCUGUUCCACUGAAUCCAAUUUUUGAAUUAUAUAGGUGUAUAUUUGUGAUUUACAUGUAUGUGUAAAUACUUUUAAAAAAUAUGCAUAACCAAUCGGGAUAAGAUUUUACCAUUAUAUGAAUAGAAUUUGAAGCCGCAUGUAUGUGUAGUACCUUAACAUCGUCUAUCCAUAAGCCCACAGCAGGCCUUGAUUAUUUCCGUUUGCUGAAUAGCUGGUACUUUGGUGUUUGUCACAAUCUUUAUCAUAUUCGACAUGUAUAUGAUAACAACUCUGACCAAUAUCUGACCAUACUACAAAAGAAUGUCAUACACGUACUUAACGUAAGUCAGUGUUGUAGGACAUGUUUGAAUAAUGGUUAACGUAAUGACAGUAACUUCUCUCUGUAUUGCUAAAUUGCAGCAAACAUGUCAAGGGCAUAAACAAUAUAACUGCUUUAUGAAACCCCAUUACAGAUAUUUUCGUUCUAUUAGAAUGGUGUCAACACUGUUCACUGUGUGGUUGUAGUACGAUUAGUGCUUAGCUAAAUAUUUCAACUGGAAAUUUGUAAAGAUAUAAGUUAUCUUGAGUAACGUUAUGAAAUAAAAUCAAUACAUUAUCGCUAGACCACUAAAUGCUGUGUUUUAAACUGUUCCGCGUCCAUGAUAGCGUCACCAUGGUUUAACUUGUUAAGUAGAAAAUAUAUGUGUACUGAUCACACCUGCACUAAACCAGGGGUGAUUCCAUAAUCAUAUUUACAUAAAAGAAGAAUGCGAAUGCUAUUUGAUAUUAUUCAAGACACAACGAGAGCUUUACACAUACGCUUACAACAACGUUAUUCGCGACCCUUAAAUCGAGAUGACCGUAUAUUUAUCCAUGAAACAACAUAUGGUAUGCAUAUAACAACAUGCACCGACGAAGCUUGUCAUUAAUAUCUAUAGCUGUACUUGUGGUUACAUGAACAGUCUUGAGAUGUUAAACUGUGAAAACCUUACACUACUAUAUAUCAUGCAAUGUCUAUCAAUGAUCCUAAUUCUAAUGUUAUCUAA
Haliotis rufescens (red abalone) is the source of this 3905-nucleotide messenger RNA. Its product is annotated as receptor-type tyrosine-protein phosphatase epsilon-like. NCBI's taxonomy places the organism in Eukaryota, Metazoa, Mollusca, Gastropoda, Lepetellida, Haliotidae. The coding region runs from base 45 to 2705 and encodes 886 amino acids. The transcript is spliced from 24 exons. Gene Ontology annotation, molecular function: protein tyrosine phosphatase activity. The record is from RefSeq and is a predicted model, not a curated record. Gene Ontology annotation, biological process: protein dephosphorylation.